Messenger RNA from Cydia amplana, 366 nucleotides. RefSeq lists its product as uncharacterized. The record is from RefSeq and is a predicted model, not a curated record. Lineage: Eukaryota; Metazoa; Arthropoda; Insecta; Lepidoptera; Tortricidae. The coding region runs from base 1 to 351 and encodes 116 amino acids. The transcript is spliced from 5 exons.
AUGGCGUCACGGCACCGUCGCAACGCCGUUGAAGGAAGUCUAGAUAUAGUCUCCAAGAAUGUUCAGCCUAUUCAUGCUGAUGUUAAAUCAGAAAUGACGGUCACUGAACAGCCCACAUCACGGACUACUCACUGCACCUUCGAAUCAACCCUUGAAACCCUUAAAGUCACACCACCGGUCACCAUCUUUCAGCAGUCGCUCCGGAAAUCUCUGCCAGUUCCUAGCAGGUUAGAGCUGAUCAGAAGCAUCAGCCGGUUAGCAGCCGUAGUAGCGCUGGCGUUCACAGCUCUGGUGGAACUGUACCCCGCGUUGGCUCAUCUCGUUAACACUUUUUAUAGCUUUAUGGUAUAAAUUCACUUUAUACAA